UUUGCGUCACGUGUUUCCGCCCAGGCAAGCUUGGACAGGGAGAUUGCGAAACUGCAGUUGUUGUGGUGCAGUAAUGUCAAAGAUUUGCAUAACUAAACAUUCUGUUGUAAUGUUAUCCCUUUGGUGACUACUGCGGAUGGCUGUGUGUGCCAGGCUCUGCGGAGUGGGUCAGUCUCGGAGGUGCAGGCGGCGACAGCGGCAUAAUCAACAGGACCAGGGAAGCGACUCCGAUAUGGACGAGGAGGAAGGGGAGCGGAUUGUGGGUGAGACACAAUCCGUCACCGGCGGCCCGGAAAACUCUGCCGCGGCAAGGCCGAGUGUGGCCCAUGAAGCCGCUGCUGACAGUGCAAGCACCGGACCACCGAACCCGCAGUCCCUGUUGGAUCUGCCCCCAGAGCUUUUGGUGGAAGUAUUCUCAUCGCUCCCGGGCACGGAGCUACCAAACCUGGCCCUCGUCUGCAAGAAAUUCAGGCAAAUUCUCAACACGGAAACCAUCUGGAGAAGGCGAUGCACGGAGGAGUUUGGAAUGAGGGAGGACUUGCGCAAGAUGGAUGUGGUGGGUGUGUCCAGUCGGGAGCUCUAUGCCAAACGUGUGAACCCUCGGGCGAAGUCUGUCCGCUUUAUGAAGCUCCUACCGGACUUCGAGCACAUGGACUACAGGGACGUGUACAGGCACUUGCUGCACCCAUACAGACACAUCCUGGGUCUUUGGCAGCCUGACAUAGGCCCGUACGGAGGGCUGCUCAACGUGGUGGUUGACGGGCUGUACAUCAUUGGCUGGAUGUACCUGCCCCCCCACGACCCUCGGGUCGAGGAUCCCAUGAGGCGGCGGCCGCUCUUCCGCAUCCACAUGUGGGAGAGCAACAAGGUGGCGGUAGAGUGCAUGUACGGACACAAGGGCCCUCACAAGGGGGACAUCCAAACUGGGAAGAAGGAUGAGUUCUCGACUAAGUGCAACCAGACAGAUCAUCACCGCAUGCCAGGGGGGAGGCAGGAGGAGUUCCGCACAUGGCUGGAGGAGGAGUGGGGGAGGACACUGGAGGACAUCUUCCAUGAGCACAUGCAGGAGCUCAUUCUUAUGAAGUUCAUCUACACAAGCCAAUACGAUAACUGCCUGACGUACCGGCGGAUCUACCUCCCCCCCCGGAUGCCCUCUGACCUGCUGCAGCCGGGCCUGUUCAAAGGCACCUAUGGCAGCCACGGCCUGGAGAUCAUCAUGCUCAGUUUUCAUGGGCCCUGCGCCAGGGCCACCAAGCUUACUGGGGACCCCAAUGUCCCAGCAGGCCAGCUAACGCUUGACGUGGACCUGAACCGGCCUGUGUGCCUGCCGGACCUGGAGCACCAGCGCAGCAUGGAAGAGCUGUCUCGCCUGGUGCUGGGGGUGCACGAGGAGGCGCAGCGGGAGGUGCAGAACCCAGACGUGGCCCCCCAGGGAGCUGCUUCAGAGGGGGCUGUGGCUGGUGGUGCUGGGGCAGCGGUACUGGAGUCGGCUAUGGAAGCCCAGUCAGAGAGCCCCCAGCCUGCGUCCAGUAGCAGCAGCAGCGCUCCCUCGGAGGCCCAGCCUUUCGUCCUGCCUCUGGGGGUCAUGACCCGCAAUGAGGUUUACCCCCGAACCUGCAAGAUAUGCUUCUACGGGACGGGCCUGAUUGCCGGCCAUGGCUUCACAAGUCCGGAGCGCACACCGGGCCUGUUUGUCCUGUUCGACGAAGACCACUUCGGCUUCAUCUGGCUAGAGCUCAAGUCGUUCAGCCUUUACAGCCGCCUGACGGACCGGCUGGCCCACGCCUAUGCCCCCGACAUGGAGCGCUUUGAGGCCAUGCUGCGCAACAUGCAGUCUUGGACAUCCUGAUGGGGCAGACAGACACACGCUUACCUAAACCCCCUACACACAUCCCGAGUGUUGACCGCACAUGGAAAACAUUUGGGAACCUAGUUGUAACCUAUAACUAAGGCCCGUUGUUUCUUUCUGAUCAGGUUAUGUGGUUAGGCAAAACUCUUGGCCUUAAUUAUCACUCAUGUAUGUAUAUCUUUCCCAUAUAGAACCUCAAAAUGCUUACACACAGAAAAUACCCAUAUUUACAACCCCUGUAGAAUCUCUCUCUACUCUACACAGCUUCACAAUCCCAAAUCACCUCCACACUGUCCCACACAUUUCUGGCCCUGGCCAGAAACAACCUUUUGCCCUACCCCCUAGGCACCUGAAGUAUCCUUGCUCCCUGUACCAUGUUUCCCCUCUUUUCACCUCCACACGACAUCGGUAUCUCUGCUGCGGCAUACCCAGAGGUCAAGGCUUCCUUAACAGCUUCUUGUUAUUAAUUUUUAAACCAGAGAAGAGGAUAUUACUUUUCAUCCCACAAACCCCGGAACAAACGCUCCGUGCCUCUGAGUCUUAAUGUAUACACCAUGUCUGUAUUGCCUAAUGCUACAGUGCCUUGCAAAGUAUUCAUCCCCUUGGCGUUUUUCAUUUUGUUGAUUUACAACCUUUAAUUUAAAAACAUUUUUAUUUCGAUGUCGUAAUUGACAUGCAGAAAAUAGUCAAAAUUGGGAAAGUGAAAUUAAAGAAAUAGGUUGAAUUUAUUUUUUAUUAAAUAACAGAAAAGUGGUGCGUGCAUAUGUAUUCACCCCCUUUGCUAUGAAUCCCCUAAAAAAGAUCUGGUGCAACCAAUUACCCUCAGAAGUCACAUAAUUAGUUAGAGUGUACACAAGUGGACUUUAUUUAAGUGUCACAUGAUAUCAGUAUAUAUACACCUGUUCUGAAAGGCCCCAGAGUCUGCAACACCACAAAGCAAGGGGCACCACCAAGCAAGCGGCACCAUGAAGAC
Molecule: messenger RNA, 2822 nt
Organism: Salmo salar (Atlantic salmon)
Lineage: Eukaryota; Metazoa; Chordata; Actinopteri; Salmoniformes; Salmonidae
Gene: fbxo31
Product: F-box protein 31
Biological process (GO): SCF-dependent proteasomal ubiquitin-dependent protein catabolic process
Cellular component (GO): SCF ubiquitin ligase complex
Molecular function (GO): protein binding
Source: RefSeq, a predicted model, not a curated record